AUGUUAAUAAAAAAAGUUCAUCUGAGUUGGAGCCCUAUUGUUGCUCUUCUAAUUUUUCCACUAGUUGCUCCUGCAGAUAGCAAAUACCCUUGGCUGGAUCAAAUCUCAAGACAAGAGCAACUUUUAAUGGGUUGCGAGAACAUGGGAUUAAAGUACAAGAAAAAAGUUACUGUAAAUAUGUUGAAUCACAUUUUGGUGGAUCAUCAUCAUAAAUUAUUGUAUUGUUACGUUCCGAAAGUUGCUUGUACAAAUUGGAAGAGGGUACUUAUGGUGUUAACGGGCGAAUCGAAUGCAACAAAUCCAAUUCAAAUUUCAGCCAGUACCGCACAUUUGGAUAAUUCCACUUUGAAACUGUCUCAGUUAACAGUACCUGAAAUAAGAGAAUCCUUGAGACAAUAUACUUUGUUUUUAGUAGCCAGACAUCCUUUCGAACGAUUGUUGUCUGCUUAUAGAAAUAAAUUUUUAGGAAACAACACUAUUAGCAAUUAUUUUAAGAAUCGUUAUGGAAAAUACAUUAUCCAAAAAUACCGUAAAAAGUCCAUGUUUGCGGAUUCAGGAUCGGAUUUUGUUACGUUUAGAGAAUUCAUACAGUAUUUAAUUAAAGAAGGAGUUCGUUCCAAUGAACACUGGACGCCCAUUUAUGAUUUGUGUUUGCCUUGCUCUCUCGAUUACAAUUUUAUUAGUAGAUACGAAACGAUUCCCGACGAUGCCAGUACAAUUUUAAAUAUGGUUAACGCGCCGUCUCUCGUGUUUCCUGCCACCCGAUCCGGCCGAACGAAAGACAACCUGAGGUUUUAUUUCCAGCAAUUAAGCAUUUAUGAAAUAGAGGCGUUGUACAAAUUGUACGAGGCCGAUUUUAAGCUAUUUGGAUACGGGUUGGAGGAAAUGUUGGGUUACGAUUUGGCCUAA
This is a messenger RNA of Phyllotreta striolata, 909 nucleotides long. NCBI's taxonomy places the organism in Eukaryota, Metazoa, Arthropoda, Insecta, Coleoptera, Chrysomelidae. The record is from the annotation of a GenBank genome assembly.